Molecule: messenger RNA, 1620 nt
Organism: Cyanidioschyzon merolae strain 10D
Lineage: Eukaryota; Rhodophyta; Bangiophyceae; Cyanidiales; Cyanidiaceae
Product: molybdopterin synthase sulphurylase MoeB
Exons: 1
Coding region: 1-1620 (539 amino acids)
Cellular component (GO): cytoplasm
Molecular function (GO): nucleotidyltransferase activity; thiosulfate-cyanide sulfurtransferase activity; URM1 activating enzyme activity
Source: RefSeq, a predicted model, not a curated record
AUGAACGCCUUCAUCGAAUCUUUUGGGGUGCCUCCUCUGGUCUUUCAUCCCGACGAGGCAACCGUGUCUCGGUACGCGAGGCAGCUCAUCCUACCCGAGUUCGGUGGACCGCUCGCACAACGUCGGUUGCAGGACGCCAGGGUGCUUGUGGUCGGUUGUGGAGGACUCGGGUGCCCAGCGGCGCUCUAUCUCGCGGGUGCCGGCAUUGGCACGCUUGGCCUUGCAGAUCGAGACACUGUGGAUGUCACGAACCUUCACCGUCAGAUUGGGCAUACAACAGAACGUGUCGGGGAGCGAAAGACAGCGUCACUGGCAAAGACAAUCGCAGCUCUGAAUCCACUCGUGAACGUGCAGCUCCAUGAUUGCGGCAUUGAUACCGAAAACGCGAGGCAAGUUGUGAGACAAUACGACGUUGUCUUAGACUGCUCAGACAAUGCCGAAACGCGUUAUACCGUGAGCGAUGCUUGCGUUGCUGAACAGCGACCUUUGGUCAGUGCAGCAGCGGUUGGUCUCGAAGCACAACUUGCACUAUUAAACUACGGGCUCGAUGGGCCGUGUUACCGCUGUAUUUUUCCGGAAUGCCCGCCACCAGAGUGUCAGGGAAGUUGUGAUACAGACGGCGUGCUAGGCAUGGUGCCAGGGAUGAUCGGAACCUUGCAAGCGCUAGAGGCCGUUCGGGUACUUUUGGUACAGUCACAGAUAGGCGCGCUAGGUCUUCCGCUCGCUGGUCGGAUGCUGCUAUUUGACGCUCUGAGCUACCGCUUUCGGCUUGUGCAGCUUCGUCCGAGGCAGACUGCUAAAUGUUCUGUAUGUGCGACAUUUGCGCCGAAACUCUCGCGAAUGGUGCAUGAUACAGGUAUGCGCUCGAAAACUUCUUCAUCUAUCGAUGCCUUGCGUGGAGACGACACCAGCGAGUCUUCCCCGCAUACGCGAGAUGAAAUAUGGCUAGCGCAACACGGAACGAAGAGCGAAAUGGUUUCGCCAGAGACGCCGCUGAACACGGCGCCGCAUUCCAUAUCCGAAACGCUGGAGUCAAACGCUUGCCGAACGACUCCACAGCAGCGCAAUACGUUUCAUGGCGACCGAGGCGCAUGUGAGCUGUGCCGCAGCGCGACGGCCGAAACAGGAACAAAGAGCGUUGGAGAAGCCGCUGAUUCGAGACUAGAGUACCGGCAUCGGCAUCAAAGAAACGAAACGAGCAAUCAUUCGGGGCCGAGUUGGGAUGCACGCGAACCCCAGUCCAAGCAGUCCGUGACUGAAACAGUCGUUGUGGACGUUCGUCCUGCUAACCAGUUCGCUCUCUGUCAUAUUCGCGGUGCACUGAACUUUCCCAUGCAUUCAUGGCCCGAAGCAAUUGAGAACCAACGAGAGAAGUUGCAGGGUCAGCGGAUUCGAAUCGUUUGCAGAAGGGGUAUUCAAUCUCGCCGGGCGGUGCGGAUGCUCGAGGCCCUGAGCUGGCCUGACACGCACGUCGAAGAUAUUCCCGGUGGUAUGGAGGCACUUGUCCGGCUCCAGCAGAGCGCUGACGGCUCCCGGGCGAACGUCACCUCGCAGACUCGAGGUGAUGCGGCAGUGCCGUCCCAGCUCGCCCAAUGUGAGCCUCCUGGCGGAAGUACCUAA